AUGUCCCAAGGCACGAUUGGAAAAUCUUCGGAGAUUCAGAAGACACCAAACAUACAGAAUCCUGCUGCCAGCCCUACCGCCUUCCCUACCGCCGUCUUAGAUCGUCGUUUACACCAUUUGCGCGAAGCGGUUCUCCCCAGACAACCCUAUCUUCUAUCCGUCCCGUCCGACGUUCCCUACCGACAUAGUUCGCGCUUCGUCAAUACCUGGUAUGAGGGAACGCCUUUUAGUCCUCAAGAGGAGCAGAUACAAUACGUGAGCUUCCUUGCUCAUCAGAGUGAGCACGAGGCGUUGUUGAAAGUGGAGGGUGGAUGGGCGGACGAACAAGGAAACCCGAUCGUAGAAGAGGUCUCCCCAAAGACACUUCCUGUUAGCGGGCGCAAUACUCCUGCGGAGACUGCACGUCGAAAGAAGAUCAGUCUGAAGGAUUACAAGACCAAAGGUAGAAGUCCGCCCGAGUCAACUUCCCUGCGACGACCCCCGCAAGAGCCGCUCAGAGAGGCCAACGAGCAGCCCAAGGAGGAGCAAUCUGCAGUCGACAACAAAGAAGUGGUGCAAGUGAAGAAGCAGGACACGGUUGAUUCAUCCAAGGUCGCUGUGGCUUCACAAGAAUCUGUCUCUGGUUCUCCGAUAGUUGGCCUUGACGGACCCAACUCUCCUCGGAGUCAUCCUGAGAUUCAGCAAGUGAGCCCUCCACCUGCAAGGCGGACUGAGCUUCAACCGCCUCCUGAAGAUAUAAAGGCAGAAUCACCGGUUGUAACUUCGACCGUUAUGUCGCAAGCUCGGGUGAUGAAGAUGCCGAGAUUGUUGUCGCCAACACUACCGUCGCCGGAAGAAGAGAGUGGCUUGCCAGAAUUACUGUCUCCUGUAUUACCACCUUCACUUGCAAAGGCAAUCUCGAGUCCCUCGGAUACUACCUCUCCUGGAAGUCCUGUCCCUGCGCCACAUCAUCGCUCUGAGCCAGUUCGGUCUAUCCUGGCCCGUGCUGAUCUCGACGGCGAUUUCCUUGCUGACAAGAAUAAACUAUCCGUGGCUGGAAGUCGCGUCCGCUCUGACAGCCAGCACUCCGCUAGAAGCUCGGCGCCUGGCAGUCCCAAUGCUGGGAAGGUGUCGCUGGGGACGAAACACCUGUCCAAAGCCGGCAUAAAGGCAGGCACGUCGCUGCAGAAUGGAGCUCGAGCCAGCCCGGGCCCGAGGCAGAGACACACCAUCAUCCUCAAAUACGGCAAGAAGAACCGGAAGCGAGUCGAAUCACUUCUGAAACUUGCCCCACGCUCGAAGAAGGACGUGUCUAGACACGACGCAGUUGACGGUCAAGUCUCCUCCGAAGGGCCGUCAAAGAAAGAGACCAAGUCACAUGAGUCUGCAGGUGCUCAACAGAGUGCCACGUCCAAGCCUCAGGCGAAAGCAGUCGAGAGCAUCAUGUCUGAAAAGAAGCGCAAAGCAGAAGAUAGUCCGGGUCCGUCGUUGAAGAAGACAAGACUCACGAAUUUGAGUAACGAUGACGAAAGAAGACCGGCCACACCGACACCUUCAGCCGGCAAAACACCAUUUGUGGGUCAGUCAAAGUCGGCGUUCUCGACACCCAAACGGGACGUUAAGGCUGCGGCAAUGAAACGGAUCGAGUCAUCCGAGGGUUUAGAUGUCCCCACUCCCUCAGCAGACCGAGUUCGAGUUUCUACGCCUCUGACCGUUCCUAAACCUUCCCCUAAGCCUUCUCCCCAGCCUCCGGUAUCAUCCCAUGGUCGACCAGAAGAACGUCAGCAGUGGACGGACCUCAACGACAAGUUCUUCGCGCUGGGUCGGACACUGAAGCACGAGGGCUCUUCCUUGCUCUCACAGCCCGACGUCGAGUCCAGGUCAAACCAGUCCGCAAAAGCAAUAAUAACCUUGACAGAAGGCUUGAUAUGUUUCAUGAUCAACAUUGCGGCGAACUCAUACGUGCGUCCAGGUGCAGAUCCUGGCUGGAGGUCAAUAAUUCUCUAUCACAUUUCCAUUUACCGCGCAUCCAGACCAUUUUUGCAUUUGCACGGCUUGGUUGUGCAGCUGGGUGCUGUUUGCCGGCAACAGAUUCAGAAAUACGACAUGGAACGGUUGGCGCGUGAUCCCCUCCCAGAGGAUUAUUGCAACUCGGCACCAACUCCUGGGAGUGAUGGCAACACGAAGACAAACGAAGACAGUGUAAAAUAUAAAAAACGAUACGUUGAAUUCAAAGAUGAGCUUGUCCACAAUGCCCGCGAGCUGCAGACGGCGUGGCUUGAUGGCUCCAGGUACCUCCCACUGGAAGUGUUGAGAAGGGAGUAUCCCAAAACGUGGUCGAAGCGUAUGGUAGACACCAGUUCCAGACUUCAAGAGAAACCCACACCUUCGAAGAUCCCCAAGCAUUUCUGUCUACCACUGGACCCCAAUACUACGGCUUUCGAAGCCGCACGUUUUGCCGUUGCCUUUCUUGAGGAGUGGGCAGAGAAGGAGAAGAUCGACUGGAAGACACGGAUUGAUUUGUAA
This is a messenger RNA of Exophiala dermatitidis NIH/UT8656, 2505 nucleotides long. RefSeq lists its product as uncharacterized. Lineage: Eukaryota; Fungi; Ascomycota; Eurotiomycetes; Chaetothyriales; Herpotrichiellaceae. The record is from RefSeq and is a predicted model, not a curated record. The coding region runs from base 1 to 2505 and encodes 834 amino acids. The transcript has a single exon.